CAACUACUACCAGACCCUCUCUGCACCCCCGAGAGUUUCGGGUCACUUAGGGGGCGCCAGGAGCUCGCUUCCGAAGCCGGACCCCGCCUGCGGCAGCAGAAGCCUCAACUCCACAACUGGGGCUCCGAAGUCUCGCCCUGGCCGGAACCUCCUCCUGUGACCAGGGCGCCCUCCAGGUCUGGGCUCUCCCGUUCCCUCCCCCCGUCGGAGGCACACAUCCCGCGGGCCGACCCAGAGGGCGGUGGCGGCGCCAGGCCCCGCCCCGCCCCCAUUAUCAUUAGCAGAUAUUACCCUAAACACUUGCUCUUUACCUCCUUUCUCCCUCCAGGCAUUGGCGAGGCGGCCUGUCAAUCAGCACUCGGGCGGCAGCCCCCCGCGCGGGGGCUCAGCGAUGCCAGCCUUAGCGACAGGCGGCAGUGGCGGCGGCGACCACGGCGCAGACACAUACCCUCCCACAAGCGCGCACACGGCCCGAGCCGGCGGGCAGGCGGCGGAGACACCCUCGGAGCCCGGCGCCCGGCGGGGAGGGGGCGCACGAGCCGGGACCGGCCCCGAGGCGCAGCAUGGAGGAGGAGAUGCAGCCGGCGGAGGAGGGGCCCAGCGUCCCCAAAAUCUACAAGCAGCGCAGCCCCUACAGCGUCCUCAAGACGUUCCCCAGCAAGCGACCGGCGCUGGCCAAGCGCUACGACAGACCCACCCUGGUGGAGCUGCCGCACGUCCGGCCGCCCCCGCCGCCCUUCGCGCCGCACGCCGCGGUCUCCAUCAGCAGCAGCGAGCCGCCGCCGCCGCCGCAGCCGUUCCAGGCGCAGAGCUCCUACCCCUCUGGGCCCGGGCGGGCCGCCGCCGCCGCGGCCGCCUCGUCGUCGUCUCCGUCCUGCACGUCCGCCGCGUCCCAGGGCCACCUGAGGACUUCGGCGCCGCCGCCCGCGGCCCCCGCCGCCGCCUCAUCCUCGUCUUUCGCCGCCGUCGUCAGGUACGGCCCGGGCCCGGCGGCCGCCGCGGGCAGUAGCGGCGCGGGCAGCGACGGCGCCAGCCUGGAGCUCAGCGCAGAGAGUCGUAUGAUCUUGGAUGCCUUUGCCCAGCAGUGCAGUCGAGUUCUUAGCCUCUUAAAUUGUGGAGGAAAACUUCUGGACUCCAACCAUUCUCAAUCCAUGAUUUCUUGCGUAAAGCAGGAAGGCUCAAGUUAUCCCGAAAGACAGGAGCAAUGUCACGUUGGGAAAGCAGUCCACAAUCAGACCUCAGACAGUGUAGACAUAGAGAUGCAAUAUAUGCAAAGGAAACAACAAACUUCUGCCUUUUUGAGAGUUUUCACUGACUCCCUACAAAAUUAUCUGCUCUCGGGAAGCUUUCCCACUCCAAACACCUCAUCAGUCAGUGAGUAUGGCCAUCUGGCCGACAUGGAUCCUCUGUCAACCUCCCCUGUGCAUACACUAGGUGGCUGGACCUCUCCAGCAACGUCUGAAUCCCAUGGUCACCCAUCCUCUUCUACACUGCCAGAGGAGGAUGAGGAGGAAGAAGAGGAAGGCUACUGUCCUAGAUGCCAAGAGCUGGAGCAGGAGGUUAUUUCCCUGCAACAAGAAAAUGAAGAGCUCAGAAGAAAAUUAGAGAGUAUCCCAGUGCCCUGCCAGACUGUUUUAGAUUACUUGAAGACGGUGCUGCAACACCACAACCAACUCAUGAUCCCACAGCCAGCUGACCAGCCGACCGAGGGGAGCAAGCAGCUGUUGAACAACUAUCCUGUCUACAUAACGAGCAAACAGUGGGACGAGGCUGUAAAUUCCUCAAAGAAAGACGGGAGGCGGCUCCUUCGAUACCUCAUCAGAUUUGUUUUCACAACCGAUGAGCUUAAGUACUCAUGCGGCCUUGGGAAAAGGAAAAGGUCAGUGCAGUCAGGAGAGACAGGUCCUGAAAGACGCCCUCUGGAUCCAGUUAAAGUAACAUGCCUCCGAGAAUUCAUUAGGAUGCACUGUACCUCCAACCCCGACUGGUGGAUGCCCUCGGAGGAACAAAUCAACAAAGUCUUCAGCGAUGCUGUGGGUCACGCCCGGCAGGGGCGGGCGGUAGGGACUUUCCUGCACAACGGUGGCUCGUUUUAUGAAGGGAUCGAUCACCAGGCUUCCCAGGACGAAGUCUUCAAUAAAAAUUCCCAGGAUGGGUCUGGGGAUUAGUGGACACUCUUUCCACUGUAGCAGCUGGUCCUCUCAAGAGUUCCAAUUGUGAACAUCCUGUUACCGUCACCUUGGAGUCCAAAGCAUGUCAUGCUGUCAGACUUUACACAUCCUAAACCUUAACUCUCUUGAUCCACUGCCACUGUUCCCAAAUAGAAAUCCAUUUUAGGGUUGUUUGGGAAGUCUGUGAAGCCUACAACAGACUCUCAGAAUAUUAUAUUAUAAAAAGGAAAAACCACGAUUGAUUUUAGAUGAUUACGAGCUAGACCGUGAGGGUGAAAAAUAGAGGUGAGCUCCUGGUCACCUGUCUGAAAUCUUCAAAUAAGCUCUUCUCCCUGAGCAGAGCUGGUCCCCAGGAAGAUUGGGUUAGUGUCCCUGUCCGUGGGAGAAAGUAGAGACAUGGAGUUGUUUUAAGGAACAAGGAACGAGCAUUCUCUGAAUUCUAAUAAGUUGUCUUUAUGUUUUCCAAAGACUUGAAUUCAUACUUCUCAGCAAAGACAUAGGAGAGGUGACGUCUGUCUCUAUUGUCAAAGCCUGUUGUUAAAGAGAGGCCAGCGAACAGAGGCCACCUCCAGACAGUGAUUAAUUGGAAGUCAGCUGUUUUUCUCCGUUAUUUUUACCAAAAAAAAAUUCUGCCAUGUUGAUCCGGAAGACACUAUGUGAUCUCUGGAGUUUACAAACAGUAAGUUUUCAUUAUUUCAGUCAAGAAACGUCCAAAGAUCCAAAACCAUUUUCAAAUGCUUGAUUUUGUAGGUUCAUAGAUCCACAGUUUCCAUAGCGUUAAAUCAGGCUUUGUUGACACAAUGCCAAAGUGGUGGGUUGAGCAAUGAGAAUUUCAGUCAGUUGUUUGGUGCACUGAAGACCCAACAAGUGGUGUGACUCAUGGUAUUCCCUGAAUUGACCAGAUGUUCUGGAAUCGUGUACACACAGCUUCAGGGCCAUUCUGACAACUAUGCAAUGGGCUUGUCUAUAAUUUCUCUGAAAUUUGAGGUCUUUCUGUGCUGAGCUGAUCUUUAGAAUUUGCAUAAAACUUCUGUUUUUUGUUGUCAUUGAUGAAAAUGUUUCAUCCCGCUGUUGUGUGCCUCCUUGCCCCAAGUAUUCCCUUGAACUACAAGUUCUGGCUAAGUUAACACUGAAUCACUCCCACUCAUUUCCCCCUGGUUAAUUUGUUGGGCUCCAUCUGUGAAAUUUGUAGUGACUUUGGUAUCGUUUCUCAUGAAUGAAUGCUGUAGAGUUGCUAGGAUCUGUUUCUGAAACUUUGGAAGGCAGGAGCAGCUUACUUUGUCACACCGAUCCGGAUGACUGCGUUCUGUGUAGAGCAAAGGGCUAAAUGGGCAGCAUUUAUUGAAGGCUGUUAACGUCAUCUACAAACAUGACUAAGGGUUUUCAAAAUUGGUUGGAAAUUCAUUUAAAAUUUAUGAGCAUCCAUUUAUAAAGAGGAUUUUUUUGGUCAUUAUUUGUCAAAGUAAAAUAAUAAAUUAUCCUUUACCUUCAGUAAUUAGUUAGCACCAACUGUAUGCACAGCCCUAGAAAUAGGUCCUUUAGCUUUUGUUAUGGUUAUUAGUUUCAUCCAUUGGAAAGUUUAAUGUUUAUAGAGAUGGUCAUUUGUCAAAUCUGUUCAAUGGUGUGGGGAUAACUAAUACUUCGAUCCUAUUUUGGGCAAGGUAGCUAAAAUUUGGAAGUAAAAGAAUUGAUAAGGGCAAAGGCGAUGUUACUUAUGGGAACCAUGAGACUAAUAUCUUUGGCUAUCCGAGCAAGAAAGAUCUUUCUUCAAGAGUUUUUAGAGGUGUAGGAAGUCAAUAUCUUCUAAGAUUCUUUGGUGACAUGCAGUCUUGGCCAGAAGAAAAAUACCACCAUAACCUCACUGUCUUUGCAUCUUACUUUUUCAUUUUUUGCACUGGGCUUUGGAUAUCCUUACUGCAGAGUACAGUGUCCUUUUUUCUAUUGCAGCAAUAUUUGACCACUGCUUUGAAAAAAAACCCUUCCAAUCCUUAUCAUUUUCCUGCAAGCUUGAGAAUUCCUCACGUCUUCACAUCUGAACAUCAUCUUAGAACCCUUUGUUGUGGUCUUCACUUAGGAUGAUGAUGAGAUCAUUUCUGCACUCACUCUCCAUAGCCUUAUGUGUUGGCAUGCUUAAAGAAAAAGAUGAAGUGCUUGCACACUGCUCUGAGAGAGGGUGACAGGAACCUUCACUUUGGCUGUAACUGUCACCUCAGAAGGCUGCUAGGGUGGCCUCCCAAGCCUCGUGGUUGCACACACCUUUUGCUCCAAAGGCACAUCUGGCCUCUUUCCCCCAGCCCCAUCUGGGUGAAUUAUUUCUCUAUCAGCUUUUUUCCAGUCCUUCACAGAUUCCAAAAUGGUGGGACUCCAUGUUGGCCAUCUCUUAUACACAUGAGGAAACCAAACUCAGAAAGGUGAAUGGCUUCUUCAACAUCCCUCAGCCAGUUCUAAUGCCUCUCCGGGGUCUAGGACCUAGGAUCCUGCCCCCUGUCAGAGGUUCCAUUACACUCUCAUUGUUUGGAUGGUCACUGUAUUCCCUUAGCCUCGCCCACUGCCUGACCCAGGCACUAACAGCCACUUGGGCUCUGACACAGCAUCUGCUUAGAUGUUCUGCUGUCUCCCCAUGCCACCAUUUGAGUUUCACCUUUAAGGCUGAUCUGUUACCUGAUUCAUGGUGGUUGCCUGUAUUGUCACCUGAUUUUUAAAUCAGGGCGUGCAAAGAGUGUUCACCUAUUUUGUGGUAAGACCAGCGUGGUCUCUAUGUAGCAAGGUUAAAAGUUCACCACUAGGAAGAUUGGAUGCUAUCAUUGCUCUGUCAGCCUUUCAGUUCAUGUCUUUGGAGACCAGAAGAUGUUGCUUAUUUUCUGGAUUUGAUUUUCUUACCGUCUUUGUCUCACGACAAGAAGCUUAGACUCACAUCAGCUCUUAGAAUCCGUCUUGAGUCCUUUCAGCAUUGGUAUAAAAUGGAUUGAAUUAAACCAGCUCAGGAUGUAGCUGUGCUCCACUUCAUUGGUGAGAGAAGGAGAUCGCAGGGCUGGCCUGUCACCAAAGACUAAAUUUGGCAUUCUUGUCAGUGCCCAGGUGUGGUCUCUAACCCAGCUGUCAGAAGAGUCCAUACCUACCAACAGUGAUGAUGUCUUGAGGUGUCCUGUGUUUCCCCACAUUACAAUCAUAUCACAAAGAGCGUGCCUGCUUUGCACAGUGAACCGAAGCCCCCAGUGCAGUUUCCCUGGGCUCCGGAUAACCCUCCAGUCAUCUGCAUGGGAGAAUGUAGGCCAGGAACCUGUGGAGGGAAGCAGUAUUCUGCCAGCAGUUACUAAAGUCACAUUUCUCACUGUCUCCUUGGAAGGUACAUGGUGCAGAAUCUCGUGCUGUAACUGCCAUGUUAAAUGCUUAUGGAGAAAAACUAUAAAUAUGAGUUUGUACCUUCCGUUUUUCACUUGAAAAUGUUUCAUCUAGCUCUUGGAUCCAGACAUCACUCUCAGUUUUCCUCAUUUCCACCACAGUAUUUAGGUUACUGUCCCCGUUUGUGUUUCAUACGGCGUCAUUAGGAAUGUAGAGCAUAAUAUUCGAGUGUCUGCAGAAAAUUGCUAUCAUCUCCUUUGGUAGGGGAAUUGAGAGAUACGUGUAGCUACUUCACAGCUGCAGAGCAAGUGGGUGAUUUUACAUUCUGGAUUUUUCUUAGCCCUUCAUCAGUCAUAAACACAUUGACCGAAGAGAUUUCUUCAUCAGAAUUAUAAGGAUAUAUUACAAUAUAUGAUUGGAUCCAACUACUUCAUAUAUCAGAUGUCGAUGGAAUGUUUUUUUUAAGUCCAGUAACUAUUCUUGUAAUAUCAAAUGUUUUCCUAAAACCUAGACAAAAAUACAAACUUGGGGAUCUACGUUUUCCUGCCACUUUAAUGGCUUGUCCUCCAUCUGUUACUAUCAGAAAGUGGAUAGAGCAUGAUGUAAGGUGAAACAUGCACUAUUUUCAGAAAAACAACCAUACAUUGCCCUCAUCUGGAUUCUGUCAUUCAGCAUAUGCUCUGGAAUCUACACUUAAUACCCACGGACUACCUCCUUAGUUUUUUCUUAGAUUUCAGUCAUUUUUUAAAAUCUCAUUCUUGGAUAACUUCAUUUUUACAAAAGAUUUAAAGUGUAUAACUUUUCUCAUUCAGUGCUAUGUCAUUUUACAGUACAGAUCUGUGUAAUUUUUGACAGCUCUUAUAUACAAAUUUUAGAAAUGUAAUAGAAAAUGAUUUUGCACAUAUGGUGCCAGUCUCGCUGGUGUAUGUUUAAUGUGACGACAGUUGCCAGAACUGCUUGGCAAAACAUGUCAAAUAGAGUGCUUGAGUCAGAACUCUAAUGUAAAUGUGUCUAAACAGCAGUCUGUAUCAUUAUGAAUAUUUUUCUAAACAUAAUGAUGGCUUCUUUCAGUGGUAUAAGUACUGAAUAAAAAUAACCACUUCGCUUGGAAUAAUUCAAGAAAAUGUCACCCAGCUGAUGGCCCUCUGCAGAGUUCCUUGCAUUGUCAGCCAGUGGUGUUGGUUCUUCUAUUUGUGUUGUUUUUUUAGAGGAGAGUGAAGAAUUGAUACGAGACACCAUGGAGUGCAAAAAUAAUAACCCAUAGAUACUUCCCUUCUAACUUCUAAAAUUCAAAACUAUAACUGAUAGAUUUACACAUUAGAGACCACCUUUUCCCUCCAUAGUAUUCAAUUGCAAGAAGCAUUGAGAGGACUGGACUUUGCUCUUCUAAUGACCAAGCGUGGUCAGUUUGGCUAUUGAAAGCACUAAAUGACCAAAUUUUUGCAGUAAAAGUGACCAGAUUAAUUUUCCUCGUGACCACCCAUAGCUGGCUAAUAUAAGGGCUAGGUUUUCAUUGAAUCACGAGUCCCCAAAUUGCAGUGAAAAUACAUCUGCUAAAAAGACUUGUUCAGAAGCUUGUUCAUUCUCAGAAUAACUGCACCAACACGAGUGGCCAGAUGGGUCUUGGCCAUGUUAGAAAACUGUUUCGGCCCAUCCAGAACCACUAACAGCAACAACAAUAGUAACGAUAGCGAAUAUCCGUUGAGUUCUUGUGUGCCAGGUACUUUGCUAAGCACUUUAAUGCAUCCUCUCAUUUUAAUCCUCACAACCACCCUCUGAGGGUCUUACUGUUGUUAUCCCCAUUGUAUUGAUAAGAACAUGCCCAGGGUAGUCAGCUAAUGAGAGGAUCUCUUUGGGCUUAGUAAGUAGAGUGGCUAGUUCAGUUUUCCCCAGUAGUCAAAGUUCCCAAAGCCCAUCAAGACUUUGGAAUGGAUUUGUUUAAUUUAUGCCACUGAGGAAAAGUUGAUACUUGUGUUGUUAAAAGCCACCUUUAAAGUAUGUUGAUGCUUAAGUAGGAGCAUAUGAACCACAUAUCUUCUGGGAACUGCCAAGGUUUCUGCAUAAGGCUUGACUUACGUAAGAGCCUAUGACGAAGACUAGGAAAAAUUUUAAAGUAGUGAAUAAAUUAAAAUCCCUUACUUGUUCACAUUUAUUUCAGAGGUUUCCAGUACAAAAACGCAGGGAUGGAAAAGCAAAAAUCUGAACUCAGAGAAGUGAUGUUCCUUGGGAACUCCUAGAUGUUAGAAAUGGCACUGGGCAUCAGUCAGCCAAAUGCUCCGUUCACUUUUCCCAUCUGUUGUAUUCGUAGCCUUUGAAUUGAUGAGUCUGCUUUGGAGAGGGUUUUAAUUUAUGAUGUCUCUGUGAGAACUGUUGUGAAGGUUUUGUAGGAAAAUACAGUGAUCUGUUGAUUCUUUUCUGUAAUUUUGGCUUUAACAUCUCUUUGGCUGUGUUUAAGAUCAAGAGCAUGCCAAGGCCGUGAGGGCCUGGCUUGUGUUUCUUGGGAACAGGACAUGCCAGACCAUGAGGUGGGUCCUGAAGCUUUCAAGGUCACUGGUCCAGCAGGCCCCUGCCCAGUGUGAGCUUUGCCUUUACGUCUCUCCUCUCUGAAACUUCAUGUAGCAGCCUAACCCGGGGGCCACUUGCCUUUACUCUGUUUUCUAUGAUGAACACUUGUGGAGAAACUGUGACAAAUCCAUCGAUCCUAAUAUUUUUAUUGUUGGAGUCUUGUUGAUUCUCUAUGAAUAAUUUCUAUUUGAUUGUACUGUGUAGAGUUAAUACCCACUAGGGAUAUGUUAAUAAAACUAUAAAUGCAUAGUGUAAUAUAGAAUAGCAAGAUUUUUUUGUGAACAAUUUAUAUAGAAGAGUAAGUUGUUUUUUAAGUGUUAGGCACAUUUCUUUUAGGAACUUAAAAUGUUAUAAGAGUUUUUUAAACAUUCAAUAUUUUUAAUUAUGAGGAACAUUUGUUACCGAAGCCAGUUAUUUCAGGUGUUCUAAUUGGAGUAUUGAUUUUAUUACCUCAUAUACCUCUAGAAUGCCACAUGUUCUGUUGGAGAUAAAGUUGCACAAUAAAUGUCAAGUCUCUGUUAA
Molecule: messenger RNA, 8600 nt
Organism: Equus caballus (horse)
Lineage: Eukaryota; Metazoa; Chordata; Mammalia; Perissodactyla; Equidae
Gene: BEND4
Product: BEN domain containing 4
Molecular function (GO): DNA binding
Source: RefSeq, a predicted model, not a curated record